AUGCCAGCAAUGGCUCCGCUGGAUAAUCCGCCUCCAGACGGGGAGAGAGAGGCUGUGGGCUCACUAGGAAUGGACGUGGGAGGAGGUGGAAAGGGUGUUAGCUCUGGUGAUAAGGAGGGUGUUGGCGCUGGCGAUGGGGAGGGCUUUGGCACUGGCGAUGGGGAGGGUGUUGGCACUGGCGAUGGGGAGGGCUUUGGCACUGGCGAUGGGGAGGGUGUUGGCACUGGCGAUGGGGAGGGUGUUGGCACUGGCGAUGGGGAGGGUGUUGGCACUGGCGAUGGGGAGGGUGUUGGCACUGGCGAUGGGGAGGGCUUUGGCACUGGCGAUGGGGAGGGCUUUGGCAGUGGCGAUGGCGAUGGUGUUGGCACUGGCGAUGGGGAGGGUGUUGGCACUGGCGAUGGGGAGGGUGUUGGCACUGGCGAUGGGGAGGGUGUUGGCACUGGCGAUGGGGAGGGUGUUGGCACUGGCGACGGGGAGGGUGUUGGCACUGGCGAUGGGGAGGGUGUUGGUGAUGGGGAUGGUUUCAGCAUUGGCGAUGGAGAGGGUACAGUACAGUCAUGGGGUAGAAAGACAGAGAUUGGGGAUGGAAAAGGCAAUCAAACUUGGGGAUGA
This is a messenger RNA of Closterium sp. Yama58-4, 612 nucleotides long. Lineage: Eukaryota; Viridiplantae; Streptophyta; Zygnematophyceae; Desmidiales; Closteriaceae. The record is from the annotation of a GenBank genome assembly.